AUGAAAGUAUAUUUAUAUGGUAUGAAAUGUUUAAGUCUGAUGUUUCAACUUCUUUAUAAAAAAUUGAAGGAUUUCAUUACAUAUUUUUCUUAUUUAUUAAACCUUGUAUUAUCAAUGCUUCAUCUAUUUAGAUUUUUAGUAAAAUGUUUAUCGAGAAAUAAUUUUUAUACUUUUGAUAAAAUAGAAAGAUUUUUAACAAAUCACAAAAAUUUUAUAAAAAAGGUUAUAAAAUUAAUUAAAAGAUUGUUUAUGGUAGUUAAAAAAAAUAAAUAUUUUACUAUGAUAAAUUAUUAA
Messenger RNA from Hepatospora eriocheir, 294 nucleotides. The record is from the annotation of a GenBank genome assembly. NCBI's taxonomy places the organism in Eukaryota, Fungi, Microsporidia, Hepatosporidae.